CAAGAGUCAAAAAGGAAUAGCAUCCUGGAUGUUGCCUCUGCUGGUCGUGCAAGGGGUAAGCUAGCAGUUUGUUUGUCCUCCUUAAGUAGAUGUCGGUGCGCAUUUGUUAGCUCGCGUGAAGACGCACGUCGUGCCGCACACCACGGACAAAUUUUUUAGUCGGGCCUCGCUGUGGUCGGCACAGAUCAUGCUCCGCGGUGAUAGGGUUCAUCUUCGGAAGCAGGGCGAUGCAGUGCCACGACAACUGCCACUGCGUCUACUUCUCCUCGCGGUAGCUUAUUUCGAGUUCGUACCACGAUCAUGCGGCGCCCACCGUGUGUCCAUCGCAGUCGCGCGCGGUUCCCCGGGUGACCGGAAUAUGGUAAAUGAACCAACCGUACGAAGUGCAAAAGCAUCGUACUAGUAUAAAUCGCAUGACAAAUUUUCUCAGCAUGAAGAAGAAAAUUUGUAAUGCGGAUUUAACCUGUGAAAAAAAUUUGUAAUGCAUGAAUGCGAUUAGUACGAGUACGAUACUUUUGCAUAUGCAUAAACCGAAACAAGAAGCUCUACCGAGGAGCACGUGCUUGACAUUGGCGAGGUUGCGCUUGACGUCGCGACGCCUUCCUAUCCAUAGUAAAUUUCCUGUACACGACGUACAAAGGCUGUCUCUGCAUGACAAAAUUUGCCUUCAAUCUUAGUCAGCAUGACAAGUUUGACAUUCAAAGUUAGCGAAGUUUGUGAUGCAUUUUGUACAUCAUGUACGCGAAAUUUGUAUUGCAUACCCCCUCCGCAAUGUUUACGGCGGGCUGGUCCUCCACUACCGACCACGAGAGCACAACCGCCAGUACCGCAACGACGCACGUUCCUCCGGAACCUGGGGGCAGCAUAUCCUGAGUAAAAACGUCCCCACACCAGAGUCAAGAAGGGAAAUCUGCUAGACAAGUCACACAGUUUUGCUUGUUUGGCAUGGCAAAGUUGUCCUUGUAGUGUGGUUCUGUUUACCUAGCUCAGAAGCAUCACAGAUCUAGCGUAGCAUGCUGAUCCUAGCAUCACAAAUCCCAAAACACGAAUAGAGAGUGCUUCACUUCAUAGGGCUCCGCAUGAGAAACUUUUUAUUUUUUGGCAUGCAGAAUUGCAUGACAGCUCUGGGGUGGGGAUGUUUUUACACGGGAUACAGCACCAACGAACAUCACAACUUCCAGCAGAAUUAUUUUUCUGACGCAACUUCAACAGUCGCACACACAGUGCCUGUUCCCGGCACGCAGCAGACGUUUCCCGUCGUUGGCAUUGCAGAUCUGCAUACCACUGAGGCCAUCACCAGUCCCACACCUACUAGUACUUCAGCAACCACUUCCGCAGCAACGCGAGCAUCAACGUCGACUUCCAUGUACAGAAUCGCAAACGCGUGGUCAACAGCAGCGCAAGGACUUAGAAGAAGCACAGCACGACCUGAAAUUUCGGAUCCAGAACAACCAUCGACUUCUCACGGAUCGCAUAACCCUAGCAGCGGUGAUGCCCCCCCAAGAACGAACGUCGUCCAACAGGUCGUGAUUGGGCGCCCGGCGGGUAGUAGUACUGCAGCAGCAAAUGGAGCUACAACAUCAGACAGGCCUGAUUUUGUCUGGAGGGGAAAUAGGCCUUCGAUACUGUCGCCGAACCCGCUGCGCGACUUUGUCGUUGGGAGACCCCAACUUAGUCACCGGGAUCCCCGACACUUUUUCCGCGUUUGCGGGUGGCGUUGCGGCACCAGCAGACGGGGUGCUGCUGGAGGUUCGUACGAUUCUGGCGCUGGCCCAUCGAGUGGCGGAAACCCCGGCAUGAACGGACGAGAAGCAGGGGCAGGAGGUUUGCACCAGCCCGAAACCUGGGUCCCGGGCCAGCCAGCGAGCUCCAACGCACGAGCGGCCGCUCCACAAGACUUUCAACCCGGGACGGUUUCUGGAGGCGUCCCAAACGCCUUGGCGCAGCGAGAUUUGGAGCGAAACCGAUUUUCACCGCCCAGAAAUAGAACGUUCGGGGUGUCGGUGGAUGCGGACAGCGUCAUGGUAUGACUUGCAAAGACAUUGUAUAUAGUUGAACUGAUUGCACUCAUGCUCAUGCAUAGAAAAUUUCUUCCUUAAACUGAAUCUGCAUGACAUUUUUCAUUUGUCAUGCUGAAGAAAUCUGUCAUGUGAAGAUUUCUGCUUAGUGCGAUAGUUUUGAUGCAAUGCAUACCCGGUGCGUCGAAACCAUUUUAUCGGCGAGGAUAUUCGGACGGUUCCUAACUGCUGUGUCGGAAGAAAAAACCGCUUCGCUGGAGGUUUGUCAUGCAUGAAAUGCAACACAGACCACGCAUUUGUCUCGCUACACAGGCAAGACCACUGGUUGUCAAGCGUGUUGUUUCUUCUACUUGGAAAGUAGCACGCAUGGCAGUUAUGUGUUGUAACUUGUUGUAAAGCAAAACUUGCAAAAGCAAAAUGAAAAUCUCCUUUCAGCGAAACAUUAUUUUUUUCUUACGAUAUACUGCGCCACGACUCCAAACAGCCUGUGGUGUUGCUGGAGCUCUUGGCGUACGCGUUGCAAAAGUAUCAUCUUUGUUUGCUAGUACGUAAUUUUUGCACGACAAAUUCUGUGCAGAGCAGUUUACAACGUAGUUUGCUGAUUGACGUUACAGAUGAAAUUUGUCAUGCUAACGUGAUCUUCAUUCCACUUACAUCACGGGCACAUCUACAACGGAGGAUACUUUUGCACAGGAUAUCUCUGUGGUGCUGCAUCCCAGGCGUCUAUUCAGUGAACGGGGCCGACUCAAUGCACGAUCCUUUUUCGAGCCUUUUCUUUUUUGACUUUUUGAAGGUAUUCAACUUAGCAGCGUUUUUUCUGUGCUUUAUUCUCUUCGGCAUCCUGUGCGCAUUUUCGGAGUCUUUUCGAAGCACGUUUUUCGGGGGGAGCGAUACGUAUUACAGCUAAAUGCAAAUUUUUUUAUGUAGUUGUUAAAAAAAUGAACUGGGCAAAUGAUGUAGAUGGAUCGCGUAUUAGCAAUUUCAUGUUUCUCGUCCGCAGUUGGUUUUGGUUCAUCUCCAAGAAAUGUCUGCGAAAAAUCGGUCGAUCAUUUGAUAGCAUCCCAGAGAAUGUUUCCUCCCACACAGAUGAUGCAGUGACAGUGUGGAUGUAGCAGAAGAUUUGGAUUUGCGUUUCUUCUUGCACCAAAGCACCGCCAAGCAAAAUGAAUUCAACGUAAAUGUUGAAAAGAUGAUCCCAUCCGUUCAGAGUUUGACC
Amoebophrya sp. A120 is the source of this 3234-nucleotide messenger RNA. The record is from the annotation of a GenBank genome assembly. NCBI's taxonomy places the organism in Eukaryota, Dinophyceae, Syndiniales, Amoebophryaceae.